CGAGAGAGUUCAACCUUUGGAACCAACCGACCAGCCAUGAAGCGCAAACUGUUGGCCGAGGAUGACAAAGGCGGCGGCCCAGCGAAAAAGCCCAGCCUUAUCGAUAGAUGUGGCUACCGACGCAAAGUGCUGUUCGGGCGUGUGAGAGACCGCAGCAACGCGGCGGCCCUGGUCCGCAUACCAGACACCAUGGCCGAGCAGGAGCUCACUCAAUUUAUUCUGGCCAACGAAGAAGCAUUCCAGAGCCGCGGUCGCCUCACAUCCUUGUAUGCAGACUUCAGUUCGCAAAUUCACACCAACCCUGAAGGCUACCAGGCAAAUCUUGCAGUCUGGAGAAAAGCCCUCGCAAACGCAGCCCGCGCGGGCGUCGUUCCCGCUCCCGGUUCGGUACGAAACCAUCUGACCAUUCACUCCAACCCCGACCUCGCUCGAGCGCUUCAACAUAACGAUCAUGGCAUGCCCACCUGCCUAUCUGCCAUCAUUCGCGAUGCCAUCCGGAAGGGCGACUUUGUGCCUCUGAAAGAAUGGCAGACUUCCCGCGUCCCCAUCUAUAAAUCAUCGUGGAUACCUACCGUCUCGGGAGUCGUACAAUGGGGAAUACAUAAACUACUUGGUCCUCUUAACUCCACAAAGCUACCGGAGGUAAACCUUGUUGUAGUCAAAAACGUCGAGGAUGCUGCGGAGCAGCUGAUGAAGCACUACAAAGCAUCAUAUACGUCACCUGCCGAUCGAGUCUUAACACGCUCAGCCUUUUCAAAGCGGUUCUCCAAACCACUGGGGUACAAGUCUUCACUUUCCUCUGAAGACUUGGAUGUGCUUCUCACACAUCUGACCCGUGAUAGGAACGAGGUCUCGUUCGACAAUGAAACGAUCAAAUUUAAGCUGGAAACGGAAGCUACGCCCUUGCCCAUUUCACAAGAAGACACAAUCCUAGCCCGUCUCCGUGACUCGGUCGAACGAGUCCAUGCUGAGAUGUCAGUCUUGCAGCUAAGGAUCGAAUCUUGCCAGGCUGCCGCGAAAGAAGCCGUCGAGGCCAAGCAGAUGAUCCGCGCAAAGACAGCGUUACGAUCACGGAAAUUGACAGAAUCCGCCCUAAGCCACCGUGCAAAAAUUGUCCUCCAGCUUGAAGAGACCUACGAAAAACUGCAGGAGGGACAAAUCCAGGUCGAGACUGUGGAGGUCAUGAAAGCCGGGGCAGCGGCUCUAAAGAUCUUACACAACAAAGUUGGUGGCGCGGAAGGCGUGCAAGGCGUUGUGGAUUCUGUCAAGGAGCAAAUGGAUAUGACAAAUGAGAUCAAUAAUAUCAUCAACGAAACGGCAACACCCGCAGACGAAGGCGAAAUCGACGAAGAGUUCGAGGCUCUGGAGCGAGCUGAACGUGAGAAGCUAGAGCAGCAAGAAGCUCAUAAGACAGCGGGACGGCUUGCAGAGCUUGAUGAAACUUCAACUAGUUUCUCACAGCUGACAGUCGACCAGAAUGAAGACGCGGCAGAGAAGGUGAAGAAGCGAACACUUGUUCCGGCAUAA
Messenger RNA from Periconia digitata, 1527 nucleotides. Lineage: Eukaryota; Fungi; Ascomycota; Dothideomycetes; Pleosporales; Periconiaceae. The record is from the annotation of a GenBank genome assembly.